Messenger RNA from Diaporthe citri, 321 nucleotides. RefSeq lists its product as uncharacterized. Bases 1 to 321 code for a protein of 106 amino acids. Gene Ontology annotation, molecular function: structural constituent of ribosome. The record is from RefSeq and is a predicted model, not a curated record. NCBI's taxonomy places the organism in Eukaryota, Fungi, Ascomycota, Sordariomycetes, Diaporthales, Diaporthaceae. Gene Ontology annotation, biological process: cytoplasmic translation. Gene Ontology annotation, cellular component: ribosome; cytosolic large ribosomal subunit. The transcript is spliced from 4 exons.
AUGGCCAAGGAAGCAACUGCCCGUUCGGGCCUGAUUGUCGGCAUCAACAAGGGCCACAAAACCACCCCCCGCGUCGUCAAGCCCCGUGUCUCCCGCACCAAGGGUCACCUGAGCAAGCGCACCGCCUUCGUCCGCGACAUCGUCAAGGAGGUUGCUGGUCUCGCUCCCUAUGAGAAGCGUGUGAUUGAGUUGCUCCGCAACUCCCGGGACAAGCGUGCCCGUAAGCUCGCCAAGAAGAGGCUCGGUACCUUCGGUCGUGCCAAGAAGAAGGUCGACGAGCUCCAGCGUGUCAUCGCUGAGUCCCGUCGUGCCGGCCACUAA